Clunio marinus is the source of this 192-nucleotide messenger RNA. The record is from the annotation of a GenBank genome assembly. NCBI's taxonomy places the organism in Eukaryota, Metazoa, Arthropoda, Insecta, Diptera, Chironomidae.
AUGAGAAGCGAAUCUUUCGAGUCUUUUAAAAGAGGGUUGAAGAGCGGAAUGUGUACUUAUUCAAGUGAAAAAGAUUUGUUGCAAAAUCAUUUUAGAGAAUGUUCAACUUCAACUGCACUUUGCAUUGUUUCAUUUUAUUCUAGAAAAUUUAAAAGCUUUUUAUCUGAGUUGGCAUUCUUCCAAUUAUUUUAG